AUUGUUAAUAGUUCACAGAAGAAAAGAAAAAUACCAAAAUCUAAAGGGAACAAGUCUGGAAGAGUGUCAGAUAUGCCCAUUUCACAUCUCGAAGAAGAAGAGAUUGGAUCCAUCGGAAACGGAUCGAUUUCACCGAGAAGUGACGCAUUUGGAAAUAGAAUCAGGAAAAUGUGAAAUUCGUUGCCAUUAAGAGUUUUCUUGAUUUAUUUAUAUAUUUCGGAUUGUUCUUCUCGAUUUAUAAUCUACAAGGUUGAAGAUUACAAGUCCCUCGUUUGGCGGCGAUGAGGGUUUUUCGGUGAUUAUAUAUAUGCAUAUACGUAUAGAGAGAGAAAAAGAGAUUUUUAGAUAUAGAGUGAAAGAAAGAGAUGGGAGAGAAUUCGGGUUACAAGCAUUACGUAGCAGGAUUGGUCUCAGGUGUUUCAAUGGUGAUCGUGGGGCAUCCUUUUGACACUGUGAAGGUGAAGCUUCAGAAACACAAUACUGAUGCUAAUGGAUUCAAAUACAGAAGUGGAUUUCAUUGUACAACUAGAAUACUCAAGACUGAAGGAAUAAAAGGACUUUACAGAGGUGCAACACCAUCUUUUGUGGGAAUGGCUUUUGAAAGUUCACUUCUUUUCGGUAUUUAUUCCCAAACAAAGCAAGCAUUACAGGGAGGAGAUCAUAACAGAAAGCCUGAAUCCCAUAUAAUAAUCCCUUCAGCUGCUUUUGCUGGAUCCAUUAUCAGCUUCAUAUUAUGUCCAUCAGAAUUGGUAAAGUGUAGGAUGCAAAUUCAAGGUACUGAUUCUCUGGUUCCAACCUCACGCAAAUACAGUGGUCCACUUAAUUGUGUGAUUCAAACUGUAAAAACCGAAGGGGUUAGUGGGCUUUUUAGAGGAGGUGUGACGACUUUGAUGAGAGAAGCUAUUGGAAAUGCUGUGUUUUUUAGAAUUGGGAUCAUUAGUGGUGGCCUUAGUGGUAUCGCGUUCUGGUCUGCUGUUCUUCCGCUGGAUGUUGCAAAAACAAUAAUUCAAACUACCCCUGACAAGAACUUAACUAAAAAUCCUUUAGUGUUGUUGAAAUCGAUUUACAGGAGGUCUGGGGUGAGAGGAUGCUACACAGGUUUGGGUCCCACAGUUUCACGUGCAUUUCCUGCUAAUGCUGCUGCAAUUGUUACAUUUGAAGCAGCUUCAAAACUACUUGGAAUCACACGUGAUUGAUAAAUGCAAGAAAUAGCAACCUACUUUCUCCACAUUGCUUUUAUUCAUCAACAUUUUUACACAAGGUUUUUCACAUAUCUUCUAUUCUCUUUCUACUUUUUAUUUUUUCUCUUUUAUUUAUUUAUAGAUUUUAAGGAGGGAUUCUGAUUUAGAUGUCUGCUUGAAGGCAUUGCACAUUCAUAUGAUUUAAAGAGCUCAAUGAUUCAUAGGCUUAAAUUCCCUCAUUUUUUUGUGUGGCUAACAUCUCUAAAGGAAUAUUUGUUAGAGUAAAUUACACAAAUGGUCCCUAUGGUUUGGGGGUAAUUUUCACAUUUGGUCCCUAACUAAUUUUUUUAACUCGGAAGAUCCCUACUGUUUGUUUUUGUUGCGCGCUUGGUCCGUGUCUUACCUAAAAAGACUAUUUUACCCUUUAUUUUUUAAUUUAUUUGAAUAAACACACCCCCAACACCACUUCCACCGCACCUUACCUACCUCACCUUAUUUAAAUAAAUUAAAAAAUCAAGGGCAAAAUAGUCUUUUUAGGUAAGACAGGGGGUAAGCGCGCAACAAAAACAAACUGUAGGGACCUUCGGAGUUAAAAAAAUAAGUUAGGGACCAAACGUGCAAAUUACCCCAAACCAUAGGGACCAUUCGUAUAAUUUGCUAUAUUUGUUAAGGGUUAAAUGCAAGAAAUAGUAAUGUAAUUUUUAUUUAUUUAUGUUUGUUAUAACAUCCUACUUUCAUA
This is a messenger RNA of Lactuca virosa, 1920 nucleotides long. The record is from the annotation of a GenBank genome assembly. Lineage: Eukaryota; Viridiplantae; Streptophyta; Magnoliopsida; Asterales; Asteraceae.